CGGGAACUCUAACACUCUCCCUCAAGUAGUAACUAGUCUAACCUAGUUAGUACUAGGACAAACAAGUCUAACAUCUCAAACUCUUAUAGCUAGACCAAACAAAUGGCGCUGACAUCUCAAUCUCUUUUUAGCCAACUCAACCCAUGAAAGAAUCUAACUCGGACCAGACCUGCUCCGAUACCACCAUGAUAGAAUUUAGGAUGCGGAUAAGAUAAGAAAUGGUGGAUCAAGAAUUGUCGGGUCUUUUUCCGGGUCUUCCCGAAGAUUUGGGUCUCGACUGUCUGAUUCGAGUUCCCUACGAAAAUCUCCCCGCCGUCACCGCCGUCUGCCGCAGCUGGAAGCUCGAGAUCGAGCUGCCGGAGUUCUGGAGAAGACGAAGAGUUUCGGGUCUGUCCACUCGGGUCGUCGUUUUCGCCCAGGCCCAGAUCGACCCGACCCGCGAACCGGUUCCGUCGGCCAAGCACCCGGCGACCCCGCGUUACGGGCUGACCGUAUUUGAACCGGAAACGGGUCGCUGGACCCGGCUGCCCCCGGUUCCCGGUUUCUCCGACGGGUUGCCCCUGUUUUGCGAGAUUGUGGCUGUGGGGACGGACCUUGUUUUAAUGGGCGGGUGGGACCCGGUCACGUGGGAGGUCUCGCGGGUGGUUUUUGCCUACAGCUUCGUCCGCGCCGCGUGGCGCCGCGGCGCGGACAUGCCGGGGCCCCGCAUGUCGUUCUUCGCUUGCGCGUCCGACGGGAGACGGACGGCGUUCGUCGCCGGCGGGCACGACGAGGAGAAGAACGCCCUGAAAUCGGCAAUGGCGUACGACGUGGCGGGGGACCGGUGGGCCCACCUCCCCGACAUGGCGAGGGAGCGGGACGAGUGCAAGGGCGUUUUCGUCCGCGGAAAAUUCCACGUCGUCGGCGGGUACGCCACAGCGGCGCAGGGCCAGUUCGGGGACGACGCGGAGACGUUCGACGCCUCCGCGUGGCGAUGGGAGGCCCCGCGCGGCGGGUUCCUGGGGCCCGCCACGGGGUGUCCCCGAACUUGCGUGGGCCGCGGGGAUGGAGAGUGGUAUACUUGUGGAGGCGGUGACGUGGCGAAGCGGACGGGGACGAUGACGUGGCAACCGGUGACUCAGCUCCCGGUCGCCGUGCACAACGUGACGUGUGUGAUGAUGUGGCAGGAUGACAAGAUGUUGGUGAUUGGGUCGGCCAGUCACAACGAGCCACAUAAGGCAUUUGUUUUGGAUUUGAAAGGGUACACGUGGGCCGCCGUCGCCGUGCCGGAGAACUUCUCCGGCCACGUCCAAUCCGGAUGUUGCUUGGAAAUAUAAGAGUUGUUUUUCUUUUCUUUUUUUAUGGGGUGGGGGGUAAAAAGAGUUUGUAAAUGUCGGAGUGUAAAAAUGAAAGUUACAUAUUGGAGGGUACAAAUAUUUAGUUACCCCGGAGUAUGAAAACAAACCAUAUGUGUGAAUGUACACAAAUGAAGUCCUUCAGAUUGUAAUUAUUGUACUUUUGGAAGUUUUAUUUCUUUUCCCCUGAAUACUCAUUUUG
Molecule: messenger RNA, 1536 nt
Organism: Cuscuta campestris
Lineage: Eukaryota; Viridiplantae; Streptophyta; Magnoliopsida; Solanales; Convolvulaceae
Source: the annotation of a GenBank genome assembly